AAGUGAGCUAAAAUAUAUCAACAAGAACGGGGGGAAAACAAACAGAAAAACCCGGCAAAACGUUUAUCAUCGUAGCCUGCGUAGUGAAGAAAUAUUUACCACUGUUAAGUUCCCAAAGAAUUAUUUUAAUCCGAUUGUUAGUACGGGAGUGAAUUAUUUGAUAAAAUAGUUAGUUGUAUAGUGCAAAUAGUCACCCCGACUGAAGCUAACCAGCAACAGUAAUUGCAAGUCCGUUGAUCGAUGCAAACAACUAUACAUUUAUAGAGAAAACUAUUGUAUCGAAUCGACACUAAAAAAGUGCAGAAAGUCUUCUCGAUCCACAUAAGCUAGAGUGAGUGCCCGAGCAGAAGAAAACUAAAUGUAAGAAUUGAUUAAAUGAUGUCUAAAGUUUAUAACUAACUAAAAUAUAAUCUUUUAGCUUCAAGCUGCUAUACUUUAAACGCUGCUUUGAGGAUUCGUUUUUUUCACUAAAUCCGAACACUUGAAGAUUUACAAUCUUCCGGACAUAACCUCAAGAUGUCGGAUCCGGCGAAUGAUACGAUCAGGAAUGUGGAGAAAUCGGUCAACAAUCGCAACUGCAUGUAUUGCGAGGAAGUUGAUAGUGAAGAUGACAUGGUCCAAUGCGACAUGUGUAGCUUUUGGAGUCACUAUCAAUGCGCGGGAGUUACCGAGGCAGUGAAGAGUGUACCAUGGAACUGCACGAAAUGCAGUAAUUUGCUGCACGUUCCCAAAAUAAGGAAACCUGUUAAAAAGAACGUUUCCAAACGAACGGGAAGUGCCAAAAGCGAUGUCGGAACGGAGCUUCGAGAAGGUCGGCCAUCGAUUCAAGAAUCUCUGAGCCUUCUCGAACAAGAAUCGGCUGCGAUCGAGCAGCAACUGCAGGAGGAGAAAAUACUGCACGACAAACGCUUGGAAUUGGAGAGAUCGGUGAACGAAAAAAGGCGUGCGCUGCAACAAAAGAUGCAGGAGGAGAAACUUCGCCAGGAGAAGCUGCAACUAGAACAGCAAUUGGCGGACCACAAGGACUUCUUGAUCCGGCAGAAGCAGAUGCGCGACCAGUUCCGGAAAAUGAAAGCCGAUCUGAGUCAGGAGUUUGAGAACGAUGAAGAGGACAGCGAUCCGGAUGUUGGUUCCGUGAAGACGAAGGCGUGGGUAGAGACGCAAGAAGAUCCCCGCGGAGCUUAUCCCAAGAAGCCGGCAGCAGCGCCAAGGAGUUUCCCUCUCACUGUGCGUAACGCGUUGGUGGAACGGCAUGGCGAGACAGAUUCGGAACAGAGCGGAAUUGGACGCCAACGCAAACACGAACCAUUGGCGACGUCAUCGAAAGGCGAGGCUCAAGCGGAGAAGAAGAAGAAUGGGGACACCGACCAUCGUUUCAAAGAGCUGUUGGAGCACUAUUUGAAGGCAAAUGGAUCGCAACAGGAGCCGGAAGCAUCCGAACCGGAAGAGUCUGAGCUGGAAAAGCUUGAACAGGCUUUGAUUAGGAAGUUGUUAGAACGUAACACGUUAGGACGAGCUUGUAGUGUUAGUUCAGGGCCGACUAAAGAACAGUUGGCUGCACGCGAGCUGCGUCCAAACAUCUUCCUACUUUUCGAGGCGAGCCAGAGGUGUGGCCCCAAUUCAUCAGCUGCUUCGAAUACACCACGGAGGCGUGUGGGUACACCAAUACCGACAAUUUGA
Uranotaenia lowii is the source of this 1680-nucleotide messenger RNA. Its product is annotated as trichohyalin-like. The transcript is spliced from 3 exons. Bases 517 to 1680 code for a protein of 387 amino acids. Lineage: Eukaryota; Metazoa; Arthropoda; Insecta; Diptera; Culicidae. The record is from RefSeq and is a predicted model, not a curated record.